Punica granatum (pomegranate) is the source of this 1028-nucleotide messenger RNA. The record is from RefSeq and is a predicted model, not a curated record. Lineage: Eukaryota; Viridiplantae; Streptophyta; Magnoliopsida; Myrtales; Lythraceae.
UCUUCUGUGUACUUUCGCUUCCAUUUACACCAAACAAUUUGUUUUUUUCCUGGUUGGAUAUUUCUUGAGCUGUUGAACUAAUCAAAUGUAUAUAAAACCACAGCGUCUCCACGGCAUCUUUUCAGAAAACAAAAUCUUGGAUUGCUUCUCUAGGUCCUCUGUUCUCCGGCCCUUUUUCUUGUUCGUUCGUCUGUUCGGCCUUUGAUCGAUAGCGGAGCCUGCAUGCCUGUCUUGCCGUGUCUUGCUGUGUCCAGGGUCUUGUGUCUCGAUGGAACAGAUAGAAGGUUGCUUCCCAGUGUCGCCAUUGUCGAUUGGGAUCGGGAUAGGAAUAGCAAUCCUCGUAUUCUUCAAAUGCGUCCUGUUCCAUGCGGACCCUCUGUAUUGUCUCAAGUGCCAUAUCCAUCUCUUCUUAGGCUUUAUGUUCGUAGAGAAGGACAAAACUGGUAGAUCCCCCGCUACUUUUUCCUUUUCUUCUUCUUCGAACUGUAAUUGCACGAAACCAGGCGGCCCCGAGCCUCCAGUGGCCGAACACCCAAAAGAAGAGAAGCUCUUGGGGCACGAAGUCGAGACGGUGAUGGAGGGGCUGGGGAUUUUUAGCAUAAACCCAGAUGGAGGUGGGGGGACGGUGGGGGCCCAGGAGAUUGAGCAGCUGUUCGAGGAGCAGGAACCGAGCCUCGGGGAGGUGAAGGAGGCUUUCGAUGUGUUCGAUAAGAACCGGGAUGGGUUCAUCGACGCGGGGGAGCUGAGGGUUGUGCUGUGGGCACUGGGGCUCAGUGAAGUGUCUGAAGCUGAUUGCCAGAGGCUGAUCAGAGCAUUUGAUGAGAACAGAGAUGGGCGGAUUGACUUCAGAGAGUUCACCAAACUUGUAGAGAAAAGUUUCUGCUCUUCUCAUAAUCAAUAACCGAAUAUAUAUUCCCAUGUUUUUCUUUGUUAUGUUCUUUCUGUUUCUGUCGUGUUUGGUACGAUGGAACCGAGCAACUCCGGAGCGGAACCUUGCACAUAGAUGUACUGAUUACAAUCCCAUUCUG